Molecule: messenger RNA, 2151 nt
Organism: Entamoeba nuttalli P19
Lineage: Eukaryota; Evosea; Mastigamoebida; Endamoebidae
Exons: 1
Coding region: 1-2151 (716 amino acids)
Source: RefSeq, a predicted model, not a curated record
AUGGCAGAAAAAGAACCUGAAGAAUCAUAUUAUUUAUCAAGUGAAACAGAUGAAAGUGAAGAGAGUUCAACAGACAGUUAUUCAAAUGAAGAAUUUGAAGAAGGAAAAGAAAAUGCUGAAAUAAUUGAAUCUGAAGAUUUUAGAGAAGAAGAUUAUUCAAUGGAUGAGUUAGUUUAUAUGUAUAGAAGUGCUUAUCAUUAUUCGUUAGAUAACUUUUACAAUACUCUUCAAGAAAUUAAAGAAAGUUAUAAUGCCAUUAUAAAAGAAAAUAAUACUUUAAAGGAAGACAAACAAAAACUUAUACAAAUUUAUUCUUCUUCUAAAGAACUUAUUGAAGAAUUAAAGAAAAGAGAUGAUUGUCUUACAAAACAAUAUGAUGAAAUACUUGACAAAUAUGAAGAAGAACAACGUAGUCAUACAAAAACUAUUGAAGAAUUACAAGAACUAAAGAAAAGUGAAUUAUUUGGAAGUACUAGUGCUAAUGUUAUUGCAUCAUUAAAUAUUAAAAUUGAACAUGGAAAAGUAGAAAAUAUUGAAGUUGUUCAAUCAAUGAAUUCUAUGGAAAAUGACUCGUUAAUGAAAAUUUCAUUAUUAGAGAAAACAGUUGAAGAGAAAAUGAGAAAAGAAAAAAUACUUUUAGAAGAGAAAGAGCGAAUUACCAAAGAAAGGGAAUUAGAAGUCCAACGAAUUAAUAAUGAAAAGAAUCAAAUGCUUCAUGAGAAAGAAGAGUUAAUUGAAAAACAAAGAAUAAAAGAAAAAGAAAUGCAAGACCAAAUUCAAUUGAUGGAAACACAAUUAAAAGCUAAAGAUGAAUUAAUAAUGAAAAAAGAAAAAUUUAUUGAAGAAAGUUUAAUUGUUCAAGAAAAUAAAACAAGACAUUCUACUGCACAAUCAGAAGUAAUUAAUGAAUCAACAACACCAAAAGAUGAAUAUAAUAAAACUUCAAGAAGUGUUGGUGUUACUCCAUCUUUUAAGUUAGAAAGUAAAAAGAGUUUAAUGGAAAUAUCUAAACAACGUACUAAAAAAUCAUUAAAUGAAAUUGUUAAAGCUGUUAAAGAUUUUAAAAAUAAAGGAAUUGGUUUAUCCUUUAAUGAACCUACAGAAAUGGAAAAAUAUUCUAUCAGUGAAUUUAAACUCUCAAAAACUCCAACACCUAAGAAAUAUUUAUAUGCAAAUAAAACACCAUUUUAUAUUUCUUUUACACCAAUUGAAGGUAUUGAGGCAUCUCCAAAAGAAUUGUUUCUUAUAAAAUCAAAAAGAAAUAAAUCAACAGAAUUAGUUAGUUUUAAUAAGAGAACAAGAGCAGAAAGAGUUAUUGCUGAUAAUGUAUUACCUAAUGAAAGUAUUAAUAAUGAUAACUUUUUAGUUUAUCAUUCUAAUGGAAGAAUAAUAUGGUAUUCUUAUCGUAAAAGAACAUCAACAUGUCUUAAGUUUGAACAAUUUAAAUGUUUCAUUCCAAGUAUUCAUGAUAUUUAUAUAUUGAACAAAACCAAUGAAUUAUAUAGAUUUGCUGAUGAAAAGAUUAUUUUUGUGAAAAAAAUAACAUAUGAAUUUGGAAUUAAUCCAUAUAUUGUAGGAACAUUAUUGUUUUCACUUAAAAAUAAAAAGAUAAAUAGUUAUGAAAUUAUGACAGAGAAAGAAAAUAAUGAUUCAGCACUAAAUGAUAUUUCAGCAUUUACUAUUUGUAAUAACAAUAUUUGGCUUGCUAUGCCUAUGUUUAAUCAAAUUGGAAUUGUUUCUUUUAAUUAUCAAAGAAUAAAAACUAUUCCAAUGAAUUUUACACCAUCAAUAAUGAAAGUUUAUGGAAAUUAUGUUUUUAUAGCAGGAAGAACACAUUAUAGUAUUAUUUCAUCAAUAGGAAAUAUUGUGUAUAAUGCAGAAAUAAAAGUAUCUAUGAUAGAUUCUAUUUGUUUAGCAGAAUCUCAACAUAAAAGAGAUUGUCGAAUGAUAAUAUUAAGUAAUAAAGAAUUAUAUGACUUUGGUACAAAGUUACAACGUCAUAAUAUUAUUAAAUCAGAAGUAGUUGGAACGUGUUGUAUUUGUGGACAAAAUUGUAUGGAUUUAGAAUGUUGUAUUUGUCAUAAAAAAUACCAUGACAAAUGUUUUACAAAAACAAUGCAUGAAAUUGAACCUUGUUGUGAGAUGAAGUAA